Molecule: messenger RNA, 2127 nt
Organism: Zonotrichia albicollis (white-throated sparrow)
Lineage: Eukaryota; Metazoa; Chordata; Aves; Passeriformes; Passerellidae
Source: RefSeq, a predicted model, not a curated record
AUGGAGGAUCUCAGGGCUGCAGUUUUUGGGGCUUACGCGCUUUAUUAUUCUGCCUAUUAUCUGACUCACCUGGCACGUCACCUCAGGCAUGUAUUCAUCGGUUUUGAUCAUGAGCUGACAGAACCAACAGCCAUCUCUCCCCUGGCUCCCUCUGCUCCUAGAGAAGAUGCCCAAGAGGAGCAAAUUGAGGCGGACGAGCUCAUGUUUCCAUCACUGGUCAAAGCAGAGCCUGAAUAUCCUGAGCCCCUGACAGAACCAGGAGCUGUCUCUCCCCUGGCUCCCACUGCUCCUGAAGAAGAAGCCGAAGAGGAGCAAAUUGAGAUGGAUGAGCGCCAGACUCUGUCAUUGGUCACACCCGAGCCUGGAUAUCCUGAGCCUCUGACAGAACCAACAGCUGUCUCUCCCCUGGCUCCCUCUGCUCCUGGAGAAGAAGCUCAAGAGGAGCAAAUUGAGAAGGAUGAACGCCAGACUCCGUCAUUGGUCACACCAGAGCCUGGAUAUUCGGAGCCUCUGACAGAACCAACAGCUGUCUCUCCCCUGCUUCCUGCUGCUCCUGAAGAAGAAGCCGAAGAGGAGCAAAUUGAGAUGGAUGAGCACCAGACUCCAUCGUUGGUCUCACCGGAGCCUGGAUAUUCCGAGCUUCUGACACAACCAACGGCUGUCUCUCCCCUGGCUCCCGCUGCUCCUGGAGAAGAAGCCCAGGAGGAGCAAAUUGAGAUGGAUGAACGCCAGACUCCAUCAUUGGUCACACCAGAGUCUGGAUAUCCAGAGCCCAAGAUCAAGGCAGAGCCACAAGCAGAGCUGCCUGAAGCACAGAGUGACAUCAUGGACGUGAAGAGAAAGAGCAAGGAAGAUGUGGGAAGAAUUCAAGAGGAGAAUCUCGAUCAGCAGAGGGGCGAUCAACAAAACCAGGUGAGUGAAAGAGUGGCAGGCACUCAACCCAUGAAACAUCCUCUCUCUUGUUUUUUAGAAAAGAUGAAGGCAGAGCUGAACGCAGAGCUUCAGACAGCUCAAACUCAGAUGAAGGAAAGGCAGAAGAAGCUGGAGGAUGAAAUAAAAAUCAUCAAAGAGAAAUUUAGUCCCUUCCCUCAGUCUCUACAAAAGCAAGAGCGAGUGUUGGCGUCUCACCGGGCAGCCUGUGAAGAUUACCAGCGAAUCUCUGGCACUGAAGGGCCCCAGAUCUACAUGGGCUCUUUCACCAAACCUGCUGCAGCAGCAGCAGCAUCAUCUAAAGGAGCCUUUUCUCCCCGACUUGAGAAGUGGAGCCAGGGCAGUUUGUUCACCUCCCGCGCUGACCCAGCUGCUGCUCAGCAGCAGGAGGUCGAGGGUGACUCUCUGGAGCUACUGAGGAAAAUAGUAAACAAGGAAAAUCCCUGGAUGAAAUACACCAAACUGGAAGAUAUUGGAAGCGGGACUUUUGGGGUUGUGUGCAGAGCAGUUGACAAUGCCACAGGAGGAGAGGUGGCCAUCAAGAAAAUAAAUCUAAAAGGACUGAGGAAGAAGAAAUUAAAAGCCAAUGAACUCAUGGUCAUGAAAAUUAAUGGGAAUCCCAACCUGGUCAACUAUUUAGACAGCUUCCUUGUGGGUGAUGAACUCUGGCUAGUAAUGGAGUUCAUGGAUGGAGGCACUCUGAGCGACAUCAUCAGCAAGACUUGCCUGUCUGAAGACCAGACGGCAGCCAUCAGUCGGGAGUGCCUGCAAGGACUGGAUUUUCUCCACUCAAAUGAUGUGAUCUACCGCGAUGUGAAGAGCUGCAACAUCCUUCUCAGAACCGACGGUUCUGUCAAGCUGGCUGACAUUGGCCUCUUUGUUAAGCUCGCCCCUGAGCAGAGCAGACAGAGCUCCGUGGCCAGCACUUCUGGGUGGCUGGCGCCUGAAGUGAUGACAGGCCAAGCAUAUGGCCCCAAAGUGGACAUAUGGUCUUUGGGAAUCGUGGGCAUCGAAAUGGUGGAACAAGAAGUUCCUUGCAGGAAUGCAACUCCUGUUUCAGCUAAACAACGGAGAGCCAGGGGAGAGAGACCACAGCUGCGGCAGCCCGACAGAUUCUCAUCUUGCCUGUGUGACUUCCUGAGCUGCUGCCUGCAGACAGAUGAGCAGAAGCGCUGGUCUGCCAAGGAGCUCCUGAAG